This is a messenger RNA of Xiphophorus maculatus (southern platyfish), 2371 nucleotides long. Its product is annotated as hyaluronan and proteoglycan link protein 1-like. NCBI's taxonomy places the organism in Eukaryota, Metazoa, Chordata, Actinopteri, Cyprinodontiformes, Poeciliidae. Gene Ontology annotation, biological process: cell adhesion. The record is from RefSeq and is a predicted model, not a curated record. Bases 174 to 1190 code for a protein of 338 amino acids. The transcript has 4 exons. Gene Ontology annotation, molecular function: hyaluronic acid binding.
CCUCCGAGGAGCCCAAAAUUUCCAGUAGCACUGCAGACAGCUGCUGCUGAAAAGGAAACAGGUAGAUAAAAUAGAAAAAUAAUUUUCAGAAAAUUAGAUUUUUGAAAGUACAUCUUAAGAUUUUUUUUGAAGAACUCUUUUACUUUGCAAAAACUGAGGACAAUUGAGAGAAAAUGAUAAGCCUCCUGUGCAUCACAAUGAUUUCCCUGGCCCUGGCUGGCAGUGCAUACUGUCAGACUGCAACUCCUGCCUCCUUUAUAUCAGUCAAGACUGAUCUGGGUGGAAACGUCACCCUGCCCUGCAGACUUCAGGCAGAGCAAACAUUUUUCUAUGGAAGUCUGAAAGUCACAUGGAUCAAAGUGGGAGAAGAUCAAUCCCAAAAUGAGGAUGUGCUUGUAUCCUUGGGUUUACACAAGAGGACUUAUGGAAACUUUGAAAACCGUGCCUUUUUGUUAGACCUAGAAAAAGGUGAUGCCUCCUUGGUGUUACUUGACGUCUCUAUGGAGGACAUGGGAAGGUACCGCUGUGAGAUCAUGGAUGGGAUGGAAGACAUUAUACAAGAUGUAAUCUUAGAGGUCGAAAAUGGUCUCAUUGGAGGUGUUGUAUUCCCAUACUCUCCCCAUCGUGGGCGCUACAACCUAAAUUUUGAUGAGGCUGUCCGGUCCUGUGAAAGUCAGGAUGCUAUAAUUGCCUCCUUUGAUCAGCUGCUGAAGGCCUGGAAAGGCGGUCUGGACUGGUGUAAUGCUGGUUGGCUGAAUGACGGUACAGUACAGUAUCCAAUCACCAAACCCAGACAACCCUGCGGCGGCGUCAACAGCAGACCUGGUCUCAGAAACUAUGGCUUGAGAAACAAGCAGAUGAGCCGCUUUGAUGUGUUCUGUUUUGUUUCCCUACUCAAAGGUUAUUUCUAUUGGUUGGUCCAGCCAGAAAGACUGAGCUUUGACGAGGCUGUGCAGGCAUGCCGAGACGACGAUGCAGAGAUUGCAAAGGUUGGCCAGAUGUAUGCUGCCUGGAAGCUUGAGGGCUACGAUCGCUGUGAUGCUGGCUGGUUGGCUGAUGGAAGUGUGCGCUACCCUAUUUCCAGGCCCCGCAAGAACUGCAGUCCCACAGAGGCUGCAGUGCGCUUUGUUGGAUUCCCAGACAAAAAGGUUAAGUCUUAUGGUGUCUACUGCUUCAAGGCUGCAAAGUGAGAGAAUGAAAAACAUGCAGGUGAACCACAGACACCAAAGAGCAGCAACAACAGCCAUAAAAAAACAUUUUAAAGCAGAUUCAUUUGGAUUUUAACUAGUCCAAAUUUCUUACCUUUCUGAUGACAUAACAGUUGCUAUGUUAGUAUCAUGCAAUUUAAAUCAGUAUGCAAUAAACAAUAGAAUGCAACAAGCAAUUAGGGUAUACAGUAUUUUCUGUUUAUUUCUAUCUGUUCACUCUUGGUUAAGACUGUUUAGUAAACGGCAAAAUUUAAAAUGUAUGUCCUCCACAAAAUGUGUAAUGUUCAAGGUUUGGCUGCAAUUAUGCUCAAAGAAUGUGUGCUGCUUUCAAAUGUGUCUUGAGCAAUGCUAUUUUUAAUUUUGCAUAAGCAUACAUAUCAACAAAAUAAAUUGAUUUCAAUGUGAUAAACACAACGAGACUAUAGCUGUUGAGCUAUUGGUUCACAGAUUACUGCAAGAAGGAACCAGUUAGAUUCAUUGCCAGGUUUGAAGCUGUUUUCUAAUAUACAUUAACAUACAUGUAUUUACAAAACCUCAAAAAUUUAUCUUUGACCAGAAAAGCUGUGAGCAAGUCAACCACAAAGAGAUUCGAUGGAUGUUUCUUCUUUUUUAUAUAUACGUUCUGCAUUUCAGUUUGAUUAGGAAGAAAUUACAAAUGUCCACAUGUUAUGAUGUUUAACUCCAAUGCAUUGUUUCCAUUAUCUAACAUAAGGAUUGUACUUUUUUUUUUUUACAUUUGUUCUUUUCUUUUUGAUAACUUUACACUGUUUCUUGAAAAGAAAUAGUACAAAUUCUAGACUUACUUGCAGAUCUUUCUUUUUUAUUAUAUAAAGAUUUUGCUUUUUCCUACUCAUUGUGCAAGAAAAGUGCAUAUAAUCCUCCUUUGAUCUGGUAUAGAACUAAACUUAAAACACCUAACUGUGUGAUAAAGGUAGCAAUCAGUAGUUAUUAAAAUCUGUAGUUGUAAUUAAGACAAGUGAAAAUUUUGUUUAUCUUUUUUUUCUUUUUACUUUUUUUUAUAACUUUGAUUACUGAGAUAUCAUACUUACAGCAGAUGUUUAUUUGCUCACAAUUUGACAUACAAAAUAUGAAGAUAUUUUUGUAUGACACCAUGUACCGUUUCACAAUGUUACAAUUAAAAAUAAAAAUACAACUUUUAGAAA